AUGUCGGAUUAUGGGGGGGAUGAUGGGAAUAGAUAUGAUUUUGAUGAACCAACAUUGGAUGAUGAUGACUUUUUACCAUUACCAGAAGAAGGAAUUGAUGAGAAUUUAGAUGAAAUAAAUGAAGAGGAAAUAGGCGGUUCUAGAGGAUUAAAUGGAUUAGGACAAGAUGUGGAUAUGAUGGAGAGUAAUGAGUCAAAAGCUCGAUUCUCGGGAAGUCGAGGAAAAGGAAAGGCAGUUCUUCCUGAAAAUAGAGUGACAACGCCAUAUAUGACAAAAUAUGAAAAGGCAAGAAUUUUGGGUACACGUUCACUUCAAAUAAGUAUGAACGCACCAGUAUUGGUAGAUUUAGAAGGAGAAACGGAUCCUUUACAGAUCGCUAUGAAAGAAUUAAGCCAAAAAAAAAUUCCACUACUUGUUCGAAGAUAUCUUCCAGAUGGGAGUUAUGAAGAUUGGGCUGUAAGCGAAUUGAUUACUGAGUGA
Messenger RNA from Pneumocystis murina B123, 480 nucleotides. RefSeq lists its product as hypothetical. Gene Ontology annotation, biological process: DNA-templated transcription. The record is from RefSeq and is a predicted model, not a curated record. Bases 1 to 480 code for a protein of 159 amino acids. The transcript has 3 exons. Gene Ontology annotation, cellular component: RNA polymerase III complex; nucleus; RNA polymerase I complex. Lineage: Eukaryota; Fungi; Ascomycota; Pneumocystomycetes; Pneumocystales; Pneumocystaceae. Gene Ontology annotation, molecular function: DNA binding; DNA-directed RNA polymerase activity.